AUGUUGUCUGCUACUUCGUGGGUACCAAGAGGGUUCGCGAGUGAAUUUCCUGAGAAAUAUGAACUUAACGAUGAAGAGAUGGAAAGGAUUAACGAGUUGGCCAAAUUGAAUUUAGAUGAGGCCAAACAUGAUUUAGAAGAGGCUCAGGAAGCUGAAGAAGGAGGUGAAGAAGUUACAGAAGAAGUGGAAGAGCCAACUACUAAUGGUAACGCAUUGAAGGACCAAUUGGCAGUUGAUGACGAUUUGAAAGAAUUCGACUUAGAGCAUUACGAUGAUCCAGAAGAUGAAGCCAACGCCCAAGAUGCCAUGUUCAUGGGUUUAUCCGAGGAAGUCAAAUUUUACGAGGGUGAAGAAGGUGAAGAUCCUUAUAUUUCCCUUCCAAAAUCAAAGGAUGACGUGGAAGAGAAGCAAGAAUUACAAGUUUAUCCGACUGAUAACAUGGUCCUAGCUACCAGAACUGAAGAUGACGUUUCUUACUUGGACGUAUAUGUGUACGAUGAUGGUGCCGGGUUCCACGAUUCGGAUAUUCCAUCAGAAAAGGGUGAUGAACAAGAUCCUGAUGUGGCGCGUGGUUUAGUUCGUGAUUCUUCGUUGUAUGUACACCACGACCUUAUGUUACCAGCCUUCCCACUUUGUGUUGAAUGUUUGAAUUACAAGCCAGGUUCAAACAGUGAUGAAACUGUUGCAAAUUUCGCUGCAGUGGGUACUUUCGAUCCUGCCAUUGAGAUUUGGAAUUUGGAUUGUGUUGAUAAGGCUUUCCCUGAUAUGAUUCUUGGUGAACCAACAGAUAACUCUAUCGCCUUACCAACUAAAUCAAAAAAGAAGAAGAAGAGCAAAAGCAAACAUGUGACAACACAUCACACUGAUGCCAUCCUAUCUCUAGCACAUAACAAACAGUUCAGAGCAGUUUUAGCCUCUACAUCAGCAGAUCAUACUGUCAAAUUAUGGGAUUUAAACACAGCAACCGCCGCUCGUUCGUUAAUCAACAUCCAUUCAAAUACCAAUGUGUCAGCAUCGCAAUGGCAUCCAUCAAACGGUUCUGUGUUAUUGACUGCUGGUUACGAUUCUCGUGCUGCAUUGUCCGAUGUGAGAAUCGAAAACGACAACGAUAUGUCUAAAUACUGGAACGUUUCAUCCGGAGAGGAAAUCGAAUGUGUCCGUUUUGCUGAUGAAAACAUCUUCAUUUGCGGUACUGAUAACGGUAACGUGUACUCUUUUGAUAUUAGAAAUGGUGCCGAAUCUAAGCCAGUUUGGACUUUGAAGGCUCAUGAUGCAGGUGUUUCAUCUGUCGAAAUCAACAGACAUAUUCCAAAUAUGCUGUUAACCAGUGCUAUGGGUGAAAAACCUGUCAAAUUAUGGAAAUGUCCAUUAGACGCAAAGCCUGGUAAAGGUCCAAGCAUGGUACUAAGUCGUGAUUUCGGUGUAGGAAAUGUAUUAACCACUUCAUUCGCACCAGAUAUUGAAAUUGCAGGUAAUAUGGUUGUUGGUGGUGUGAGCCCCGGUCUAAAAUUAUGGGAUGUGUUCACAAACAGAUCUGUUAGAAAGAGUUUCCAACCAGAGCUUAAAACCUUACAACAACGAGCAAGAGAAGAGGCCAUAGCUCUGGGGAAAAGUUCAAGAAUCGCUAGAAAGUAUACCAAAAACGACAACCCAGAAACUGUGCUCACUGUGGAGGAUCAAAACGAUGAGGAAGAAGACGACGAAGAAGAUGAAGAUUAA
This is a messenger RNA of Kluyveromyces lactis, 1719 nucleotides long. It is a transcript of the gene PWP1, whose product is annotated as rRNA-processing protein PWP1. Bases 1 to 1719 code for a protein of 572 amino acids. NCBI's taxonomy places the organism in Eukaryota, Fungi, Ascomycota, Saccharomycetes, Saccharomycetales, Saccharomycetaceae. The transcript has a single exon. Gene Ontology annotation, molecular function: protein binding. The record is from RefSeq and is a predicted model, not a curated record. Gene Ontology annotation, biological process: rRNA processing. Gene Ontology annotation, cellular component: nucleus.